Messenger RNA from Apis mellifera (honey bee), 1111 nucleotides. Its product is annotated as ribosomal L1 domain-containing protein 1. NCBI's taxonomy places the organism in Eukaryota, Metazoa, Arthropoda, Insecta, Hymenoptera, Apidae. The record is from RefSeq and is a predicted model, not a curated record. The coding region runs from base 54 to 1037 and encodes 327 amino acids. The transcript has 3 exons.
UUUCUUUUAUUGUUCAGUUACUAGUGAAUAGCACGUGUAAGAGAUAAAUAACAAUGAGAAUGUUAGAUGACAAAGUUAAAGAUGAUAAUAAUGAAGAUAUAGAUUGUUUGAAUUUUAAUGAUUUAUCAAAGGAACAUAUAUUACAAUGUGUUAACAUUAUUUGUCAUUUAACUGAAGAAAAAUUGAAAAGUAACAAUGCAUUGUUUGAAGAUGAAAGUCAAUCAAUUUUCAUGCAAGUAACAUGUAUCAGAGUACCUAAAACUCCAAGAAGAUUUAUGAGAAUAUUACUACCAUAUUCAAUAAUAUCAUCAAAUGAUGAAGUUGCACUUUUUGUUGGUGAUCUCCAAAGAGGGAGAAGAAGAGAUUAUGAACCAACAAUAGAAUAUUAUGAAAAUUUAUUACGCAAACAUGGUUGUACAAAAAUAAAAAGCAUAAUACCAAUGAAUCAAGUAAAAACUGAAUAUGAUCAAUAUGAAUUAAAAAGAAAACUUGUGGGCAGCUAUGAUUAUUUUCUUGUAGAUGGAAAAAUAGCUGGUCAUUUAUCUCAUUUAUUGGGAAAAGAAUUUUAUAAAAAAAGAAAAUUACCAACAUCUAUUAGAAUGCUGAGUAAAGAUUUAAAACAUGAAAUAGAAUAUGCUUUAAGGAAAACUGUUAUGCAAAUUCAUUCUUAUGGUGAUACACAUAUAGUUCAAGUUGGACAUACUUUUAUGAAGAAGAAAGAAAUUUUAGAAAAUAUACUAGCAACAUGUCGUUAUUUAUCUAAAAAUUAUCCAGGUGGUUGGGUUAAUAUUCGUUCUAUUCGUAUUAAAACAUCUAUUAGUCUUGGUCUACCAAUAUAUAUGACAUUGAAAAAUAAAUGCUUAGUUGAUGUGCCAGUAAUGCAACCUAGAAGACCAAAAGCAUAUCAUAAUGUAUCAGGAGAAUUAACUACUGCACCUGGUAUUGCUACUGUAACUGUUACUCCUGAAGGAGAUAUUACUGUUAAAAAAAUUAAAAGGAGAAUCUUUCUUCAAAAGAAAAAUUUACAAAAUAAAUAAAAUUCACCAAAUAAAAAAAUUAUGAUUAUUUUUAUAUUACUUUAUUAAAUCUAGUAAACAAAGUUAAAAAAUUA